Salvelinus namaycush (lake trout) is the source of this 3511-nucleotide messenger RNA. RefSeq names its product acyl-coenzyme A thioesterase 1-like. Lineage: Eukaryota; Metazoa; Chordata; Actinopteri; Salmoniformes; Salmonidae. The transcript has 3 exons. Gene Ontology annotation, molecular function: fatty acyl-CoA hydrolase activity. Bases 380 to 1186 code for a protein of 268 amino acids. The record is from RefSeq and is a predicted model, not a curated record. Gene Ontology annotation, biological process: fatty acid metabolic process; acyl-CoA metabolic process.
ACUUCUUCCACUGACCGAACGAGUCCGAGAUGCUGACUUACACUGACUGGGUUGUUCUUGAUACAUUUUUAUUUUACCUUUGGGUUUAUUUCACUGAAACAUGAUAAUUACAAGCGUUAAGACGUAUUCCGUGUAAGACGAUUUGAACCUUUUGACUUUCCCUAUCAUCCAGCAGGUCAAAGAACAGCUGCAAACAACGAGUCACUCAGAAAAACGAAUCGUGACUCUCGAGUCAUUAAACAGAGUAGAGAGGCGAGAGGACGCAGGACGCAGGUGAAUACAAAUCUAAUUGAUAAAAAGCCUAUCUUUAAAAGUUCAGACCAUCACAGUCCUAUCUCAACCAAAACUACAACGAAAAAGUAUGCAUCCAUGACAAAAAAUGGGUCCACACCCAGCUGUUUUAGACCUAUAUACAUUUGGAAGAGGUCUAUCUGAAACUAGAGCUUCUCUUCUUGCCAACAGAGGCUUUGUGGUCUUUACAGUGUCAUUAUAUGGGUAUGAGGAUAAUCCUAAAAACGUGACCAAGAUCCAUCUGGAGUAUUUUGAGGAGGCGAUUCAGUUCUUGAAAAAUCAGCCGCAGGUUUGCGGCUCUGGAGUAGGUUUGUUAUCACUGUCCAAAAGUGGUGAUCUAGCACUGUCCAUUGCCACUUUUGUGCCAGGCAUCGCUGCUACCGUAUGGAUCAAUGGCUGCAAUGCCAAUGCCAUGAUUCCUCUUCACAACAAAGGCACAGUCAUACCUCCCCUAAUGAUUGAUACCAAAAGAGUCUUUGCUACCAAGUCAGGGGCCUUAAAUGUCAAAUAUGUCAUUAAUGACCCUAUGGCAGUGGAGAAUCAGGCAACACUCAUCCCAAUUGAGAGAGCCAAUGGAAGGUUUCUCUUUGUUGCUGCAGAGGAUGACCAAAACUGGGACAGUUGUUAUUUUGCAGAUCAGGCAAUGCAACAACUGAAGCGUCAUGGGAAGGAUAAUUACGAGUCAGUAUUUUACCCUGGGGCAGGACACUACUUAGAGACACCGUACAUGCCCUUCUGCCCGUCCAGUAUUCAUGGUGUUAUCGGAAAGCCUGUGGUGUGGGGAGGUAUGCCCAGGUCCCACGCAGCAGCAGAGGUCGAACUUUGGAGGAGGAUUCAGGAGUUCUUUAGAACUAACCUGGCAAACGAUAGCAACUUGAGUAAAGCCAAGUUAUAAAAUGUUGAAAUGAAAACUGGAUAAAUAUGUGGUGCUUAAUGUUUUGCUGUGUAGUAGAGCUUAACUCAUAAUGAACAUAUUUUACAUUAGCUUAACUCACAAGUUCAAAAUGCCUUGAUUAUCCAUGCCUGACACAUUGCCCCCCCCCUUUUAUAAUGACAAGUUAUCCAGACUGUAUGUAAACUGUUUAAUUGCAACAUGAAGAGAAACAUAUCAUUUAGUUUAUGUAUAUUGUUAUGAUGGUUUGUGCCUUUUCAGAGUGGAUUGGCUGUAAAAGAACAGACAUUCAUGUAUUUAGAUGCCAAUCCUUUGUUUCUUGCUACUAUUGUUCACUUUUCAUGAAUGUAUUACAUAUAAUUGAAGUUACCACUAACAAGUGGUGUACCAGGGGCAGCAAAGCAACCCCACAGAAUGAUCACACCUCCCCCGUAUUUGAUUGAAGGGUGUUCAUUUCUUUGAAUUCUUAAGUUGGUCUUUGGUAAACAUAGGAAGACCCCACCUCUGAAAGAGACACACAAAACCCUGAUUGAACUUAUGAAAGAAAACAGCCAAACAAGCCUGAAUCCUGGGGGAAAUGUUCUUUGGACUGAUGAAACAGAAUUAGAACUAUUUGGCAAUACAAAUCAGUGCUAGGUUUCCUGACGACCAAUUGAAGCAUUCAAAGGGGUUGCUUUGCUGGCUCUGGUACUGGGGGCCUUGAACGUGUGCAAGGCGUCAUGAAAUCAGAAGAGUAUCAAGGUGUUUCAGAGUCCAAUGUUAAACCCAGUGUACAAAAAGUGGGUCUCCUUCGAAGGUUGUGGGUCUUCCAGCAGGACAACGACCGCAAACACACAUCAAAAUGCAUGGAAUGGUUCAAGAAAAAUACACGGAACUGUUCUGGAGUGGCCAGCAUUGAUCCCGUGUGGCUCAGUUUCUAGAUCAUGGUGCUGGCAACACCAGGGUUAUGGGUUUGAGUUAUUUAGCUAGGCAAGUCAGUUAAGAACAAAUUCUUAUUUACAAUUUCGGCCUACUCCGGCAAUGCUGGGCCAAUCGUGCGCCACCCAAUCACGGCCAGAUGUCAUACAGCCUGAAUUUGAACCAGGUACUAUAGUGACACCUCCUGCACUGAGAUGCAGUGCCUUAGACCGCUGCGCCACUCGGGGAGCCCGAGUGAAUUGUAGUGGCCAACAUUGAUUCCAUGUCUGAAUCCCAUCAAAAACCUAUGGCGACAUCUGAAAACAGCAGUUGGUCGAAGGCACCCAUCAAACAUUUCAGAAUUGGAGCAGUCUGCAGCUGGAAAGUUUGUCAAACUUCCAGUAGAAAGGUGCAGCAAGCUCAUACUACAAUAAACAUUUGUGGGCAGUUAUUUUGACCAAAGGCUGUGUAAAGGCUGUGUUAGCUCUUUGAUGGGAAUAAUUUUGUCCAUUAAGUCCAUGCCAUUUUAUUUUUCUUUUCUAAAUUUUUCUUUUCUAAAUUGUAUACUUAAGUUUCAAUAAUAAAAAGUGUUUCUACAAUGCUGAAAAUCCAAUAAAAAGGUGUGGAGGCCAACAUAAAAAAAUAUAUAUAUUUAAGAAAAGUGCAAGGGUGUCAAUAUAUUUCACCGGAAUGUAAUUUGAGAAAGUUAUUCAAAGUUGGGAUAUGCUUUACAUAUUGGCUUUAUUUAUCUGCAUGGACUGGCUCUGAAUACACUGCGAUCAAUAUAAAGGUAGAUGUGAAUGAGGGAAACUGUUGAGUCCAUCUAUGGAACUCACUUCCUAAUAAUACAUUUCAAAAGUUUGCAAGAUUGUAAUGAACUUAACAUUGGUCAAUCAUAUUCUUCGGGCUUCUUUUCUAUUCCUAUGGUACUGCUAAAAGUCAAUGUAUUGUAAACUGUCCUGGGUUGUCCAUAGUAGGGUACAUGAAUGGCUGAUAUGGCCAUCAGGCUGUAUUAAAAACAUUGGUAGCACUUUACAUAACAACACAAAAUAAAGUGGUUAUAAGAUGGUAACAAGUUCUAGUUACCAAACACAAUUUGCUCGGAUACCCCUUCAUUUCAGUAAAAUUGUUGUUGCAGGACAGUUACAACACAUACUUUGUGCCAUAGUGUACACAAGAACUUUGAUACAUAAAUGCAAUAUCUUCUCUAGUAAAUUUGAUCAUAUGCUUGUUCUUACACAGGUAGCCUCUAGAGGGCAGCAAUGGAUAGUUCAAUGCACAGUAGGCUUUAAAUGAUAGGAUGAAAAUACUGUGUUAGGUUCUGUGAUAUUUUAAAUGGCAAGUGGCAACAAUGGGUAAAUCUCAUCCGAUAGAUGUACAAGGAAUGUGUUACCCUUCAUUAACCAGUAAAUAAAUUAGUCACUAUGAACA